AUAUCUAUCUAUAAUCAAAAGUACAAAAAUAAUUAAGUGGACAUAUGCUGUAAACUUGUAUCAUUUAUCUAGUAAAUAUCAAAUCCAUUGAUUUUAGUUAAUAAGCUACGUUUACAAAUGAACGACUAAUAUUUUUCGAACCUUAACCAAAGUAUCCACUUAUUUCAAUAUUUACACCUAAUUAAAAGAAUUAUUAUUAUUAUCAAAUGAAAUUAAUUCCAUGGAUGUUAUUCACGUUGAUUUGCGUACUUACAAGUGUUGUUGGAUUUCCAGCUAAUAUUCCAGCAGACUUUUCCAGAAAUCUACUACUAAGACAACUUUUAAACUUUCAACUUCCAAAAGAUUCUAGUUUUGAGUCAAUUAGCAGUUUGUCUGCUACCUCAUGGAAUCCAACCUGGUCAGCUUUAUUCUGGACGUCAUGGUCAAAAUGGGAGUUGUGUACACCGGAUAAACAGUGUACAAUUAAUGGUGAUGAUAAAUUAACUGAUAAAGAAAAUUUUAUAUAUCGUACAAGAAUAUGUCAAUUUCAGUCGAUGAAUGAACAUUUACUCUACUCAAACAAAUUAAUCAAAGGUAUAAGUCUACCAAAUGACAUGGUUCCAUGCUCAAAAGAAGGUUUAGCUGAAAGAGAUGUUAAAAAAUGUCCUGAUUUAAGGCAGUGUAUUGAUGAAGAUUCACUACAAAGUUUUUCUAUAGAAGAACAAACCAAAUCGUUUCUUGAAACACAUUCAUCCAAAUGUGAAGGAGUUGAGUGUGAUCCCACGGACAAGACAGAAGUUGUAAUUGCUACAGAAAAACCGUCAAUUAUCGGAAGGUAUAUUAAACACAAUCAGUUUUGGGGACCAUGGAUAGCUUUACAACAAUGUUCAGCAAUUAUUCCUACAAUUGAUGAACUUCCAGAUGAAUAUCCUUGGGAAUCAAUGUUAAAUUUUAGUAGAAUACAGCCUGGAAAAAGAUGUCAGCCAGGAUUACAAUUACAAAUCAGAAAACUACUAAGUGGGACAGAUAUCACUAGUCAUCCUGAAAUCAGUCAAAUGGAAGAAAAUUUAUCCCCAGCAGUCGUCAAAAUCACACCAACUACUGAAAUGCGUAAAAUUCACUGUUGGAUUAAUGAAGCCUGUCCAACAUCAGAAGUGAAAGUUGAACCACCAGUCACAUGUGUUUUUCAAGCUAUUUAUCGCAGUCCAUCUGUACAAGUUAAGUGGCGUCGUACACCAUAUGGUCGUAUACCAUCACAUUUUGAAGUACAUAUAUUAGACUUGAUAAAUUCUGUUCAUUAUCAAAAAUCUGAACUCCAUGUUGAACAAAUUAAGUUGAAUAAAUUAGAUCCAUGGGGAGAAAAUUAUAUGACUGAAAUACUUGGAUUGAAAAUUGGUCAACCAUAUCAGAUUAGUAUAGGAUCUGCUGAUGAAGCAGGUAAUAUAUACUUUUCAAAAAAUUGUGAAGCAGUUGUUAUCAUUGGAACUGGUGAUGGUUCGUGGUCUAAAUGGUCAAACUGGAGCAAUUGCAAUUCGAAAUGCUCGUCAAAGUUAGGCACACGUAGUAGACACAGAAAAUGUAAUUCACCUGCACCACGAAGUGGCGGCCGUAUGUGUCCUGGUUCAGAUCAGAUGCAUUUUGAAUGUUUUGGAACUGAUAUUAAUUGCUGAGACAACUGCAUGAAGUACAUGUCGCCUUUAACUUUAGCUCAAUUAUUAUUUCUGCUUUGGAAAAAAAACAGUUGUGUGCUUUAAUA
Molecule: messenger RNA, 1735 nt
Organism: Trichobilharzia szidati
Lineage: Eukaryota; Metazoa; Platyhelminthes; Trematoda; Strigeidida; Schistosomatidae
Source: the annotation of a GenBank genome assembly